GUCACCUAACCUCAAAAUCCAAACAAAUCAGCACUAGCACGUGUGGAUACUGUUUUAUUAAAGUUAUAAGUUAAGUUUUCUAUAUUUUAAAAUAAUGAAUAAAUUGUUUAAACAUUAGUAGUCAAAUUAUCCAAGUGCGAUGUCGUUUUUCAUAAAAUCCAAACCUGCUAAUGGUUCCACCAAAUUUUCAGCUGAUAAAAGACGAAAACGAAAAGCCGAAAAAAUCAGCAGAGAUGUAGAAGUAACGAGUAGCGAAGACGAAGGUGAAGGGAGCGGGCUUAACCUCCAAGAUAAGUCUUCUGAUGAAGAUGAAACCGCCCAAGAGAAAAAAUUAAGACUAGCCAAAAUUUAUUUAGAGGAAAUUGAAAAAGAAGAGCGCAGGAGGUUAGAAGAUAAGGAAGUUAGUAAAGAAAUCAUCUCUAAGAGAUUAAAAACAGACCAUUUAAAACAAAUAGGAAAGUAUGAAGUUACUAUCGCUGACAAGUGCACAGGUGCAGAUCUUAACAAUUUGAAGAACCUCAAAUGCAAAGAACAACACAAUACAAUAACCUGUGUGUGUCUUUCAUCAGAUGAUAAGUGGGUUUUUUCUGGAAGUAAAGAUGGAGUUGUUGUUAAAUGGUCUCUCACUGAACACAAGAAACUAGGGGUGAUUCCAUUUGUUAAAACAAAUAUAGAUAUAAUAAAAGGUCAUACUAGCUGUAUAAAUUGUAUAGCCAUUUCCACAGACAACAAUUAUCUUGUGGUAGGUGAUAAUUCAGGCAUGAUUCAAAUUUGGGACCCAAAUACCUUAAAACACUUAGGAACUUUAAAAGGCCACAAAAAACCCAUCACUGGGUUAUGUCUAAAACGCAACAGUCACACUUUAUACUCCUCCAGUCAAGACAGAUCAGUCAGAGUUUGGUCUCUUGAUGAAAUGACUUUUGUUGAAACGCUAUUUGGACAUCAAGAUGGCAUAACCUCAAUUGACGUUCUAAAUACAGACAGACCCAUCUCAUCUGGUGGAAGAGACGGCACUAUAAGACUUUGGAAAGUUAGUGAAGAAUCGCAACUAAUUUUUAACGCUCAACCUGAAAACGUAGACUCUGUCAAGCUAAUAAAUGAACAAUAUUUUCUUUCAGGGGGAGAUAAUGGCCAGGUGUGUGUUUGGAGUUGCAUAAAGAAAAAACCUUUGUGUAUAGUUAAAGCCGCCCAUGGAUGUGACCCAUUGAAUGAGCAGCCAUAUUGGAUUAGUGCUGUUGCCGCCUUAAUCCAUAGUGAUAUUGUAGCAUCAGGGUCACAAGAUGGUUACAUUCGCCUCUGGAAGGUUGAAGACAGGUACAGAAAAAUCUCUAAGCUGUUUGAAAUUCCAAUCACGGGAUUCGUGAACGCGCUAGCGUUCACUUCAGAUGGUAAAAAAUUGGUGGCAGGAGUGGGGCGAGACCACAGACUGGGCAGGUGGAGUACCGUCAAAUCGGCGAAAAACACUAUUUGUAUUAUACCGUUACUAAUAAAUGAUUCGACGUAACAGUCCGAUCAUGUUAUUUUUUAUACGUGGAUUAAUUGAAAUAAAAACCAGAUUCCAAA
Messenger RNA from Zophobas morio, 1563 nucleotides. Its product is annotated as U3 small nucleolar RNA-interacting protein 2-like. Gene Ontology annotation, cellular component: small-subunit processome. NCBI's taxonomy places the organism in Eukaryota, Metazoa, Arthropoda, Insecta, Coleoptera, Tenebrionidae. Gene Ontology annotation, molecular function: protein binding; U3 snoRNA binding. Bases 140 to 1504 code for a protein of 454 amino acids. The transcript has 7 exons. The record is from RefSeq and is a predicted model, not a curated record.